AUGUUUGGAUCUGGAGGCUCGGAGGUGAGAACUCCAAUUUUCUCCGGUGAGAACUACGAGUUCUGGAGGAUUAAGAUGGUAACAAUCUUCAAAUCUCUUGGGUUAUGGAAUUUGGUAGAAAAGGGGAUCCCAACCCCUGAUUCGAAAAAGAAGAAGAAAGCUGAAGAGUCAUCGGAAGAAGAAGCUGAUGCAGAGAUGAUCGUCGUGCUCAUGAAGGACGCGAAGGCUCUGGGAAUUAUACAAAACGCAGUCUCUGACCAGAUCUUUCCUUGGAUUGCCAACGCUGAUUCAGCCAAAAUGGCGUGGAAUCUGCUCUACAGUGAGUAUCACGGUGGUGACCAGGUCAGGUCAGUAAAACUCCAGAUUCUCAGACGAGAAUUUGAAUACAUGAGAAUGCGUGAGAAUGAACCUCUAACUGCAUAUCUCACUCGUUUGAAUGAAUUGAUAAAUCAAAUGAAAAUAUUUGGAGAAGUGCUAUCUAAUGAGAGGCUAGUUCAGAAAGUGUUAAUCAGCCUUAGUAAAGUGUAUGACCCUAUCUGCUUGGUGAUUGAAAAUUCAAAGAGCUUGGAGACUAUUGAAUUGCAGGAGGUAAUUGCAAUAUUGAAGAGCCAAGAGAAACGUUUUGAGUUGCAUAACGUGGACUCAGCUGAGAAGGCAUUUGCCUCCUUCUUAGUAAAUGCAAAAAUUCAGAACAAUAACAGUACUCAAACUGGUCCUGCUAAGUCUCAGAAACAUUGGCAGUCUAAAAACAAGCCAUGGGAUUCUAGAUCUAAGCCACAACAGGCUGGUGCUCCACAGAGCUCAAAUGGGUCAAAAUUCUUGCAUCAAGAAGGAGUGAAACCUCAAUGCAAAGUAUGCUAUAAGUUCCAUUUUCGAGAAUGUGGAUAUAAGGGACAACCUAAGUGCUACAAGUGUGCAAGAUUUGGGCAUUGGGCUAGGGAGUGCACUGCAAACAAAGGUGUGCAGAAAGCCAAUAAUGCAAGUCAAAUGGAAGUAUGA
Molecule: messenger RNA, 999 nt
Organism: Prunus avium (sweet cherry)
Lineage: Eukaryota; Viridiplantae; Streptophyta; Magnoliopsida; Rosales; Rosaceae
Source: RefSeq, a predicted model, not a curated record